Bufo bufo (common toad) is the source of this 2516-nucleotide messenger RNA. Its product is annotated as KRR1 small subunit processome component homolog. The record is from RefSeq and is a predicted model, not a curated record. Gene Ontology annotation, molecular function: RNA binding. Gene Ontology annotation, cellular component: small-subunit processome; nucleolus. The transcript is spliced from 10 exons. Bases 42 to 1172 code for a protein of 376 amino acids. NCBI's taxonomy places the organism in Eukaryota, Metazoa, Chordata, Amphibia, Anura, Bufonidae.
ACGAGCUCUGUUUAGGUCACGUGUAGCCGGCGCAGGGCAGCAUGGCGGAGGGUUCUAGAAAACCGCAGCCUGGCAGUGGCAAGAAUCGUCCACGGGAAACCAAGCCUGUGGAUGAAUCCGAGCUGCUCACCGUUCCUGAUGGCUGGAAAGAAGAGCCGUUCACUAAGGACGACAACCCAAAGGGGCUGCUGGAGGAGAGCAGCUUUGCCACCUUGUUCCCCAAAUACAGAGAAGCUUACCUCAAAGAGUGUUGGCCCCUAGUUCAGAAGGCGCUAAAUGAGUAUUCUGUGAAAGCAGAAUUAGAUUUAAUUGAAGGCAGCAUGACUGUUACCACUACUAAGAAGACGUAUGAUCCUUAUAUUAUAAUACGAGCAAGAGACUUGAUAAAAAUGCUAGCCAGAAGUGUGCCCUUUGAGCAGGCUGUGAGAAUCCUCCAGGAUGACAUGGCCUGUGACAUAAUUAAAAUUGGAACAUUGGUCCGAAACAGGGAGAGACUUAUUAAGAGGAGACAGCGGCUUCUGGGACCGAAGGGAUCAACUCUGAAGGCUCUGGAGCUGCUUACCAACUGUUACAUAAUGGUCCAGGGGAACACCGUGUCUGCUCUGGGGCCCUUCAGUGGCCUUAAAGAGGUCAGGAAAGUUGUUCUGGAAACAAUAAAGAACGUUCAUCCCAUUUAUAACAUAAAGGCCCUAAUGAUCAAACGAGAGCUGGCUAAAGAUCCAGAAUUGAGGACAAAAAGUUGGGACAGGUUUCUACCAAAGUUCAAGCACAAGAAUGUGAGCAAGAGGAAAGAACCAAAGAAGAAAAGGAUAAAGAAAGAGUAUACACCGUUCCCACCUCCUCAGCCUGACAGCAAGAUUGACAAAGAAAUUGAAAGUGGUGAAUAUUUCUUGAGAAAAAGCCAAAAGAGGAAGAAGAAACUGGACGAUAUAAGGACGAAACAAGCUGAAGCAGUGUCAAGGAGGCAAGAAGAGAGAAACAAAGCAUUUAUCCCUCCUGAGGAAAAACCUGUCCAAGAACCUAAGGAAGUUGCUGCUUCCACAAAGAUUGAUGUGAAUGCCAUUAAAGAAAAGGUAAAGAAAGCUAAAAGCAAGAAACUUGGUGCCCUCCCUGAGGAAGUAAAACAGAGGCUGCUGGAUGCCGACAAGAAAAAGACGAAAAAGAAGAAAUGAAAGUACUGUAUCAUCUUGGGUCUUUGAACUCUGCAAUCUGAUUCAUUUUCUUCCUAGGUGGAAGAGAUUUUUUUCUUUUUAUUUUUGUCCCUAAUCAAAUCAAUUUCUUCAAAGAAGAUGGGAGACUCCCAGGACUCUGUAUUACCUUGUGUUGCACCUGUCAUGUUUGUACAGUUAUUUGUAAUACUGUGAACUUUUCAACCACAUCAUAUUUGUCUUCGAUCUAGAUCAUAUUUGUAAAGGGUAUAGCAGGAAAACUGUUCCAGGUGUACCAGUCUCAGUUUUAUACCAGAUGUGUAAUUAAAGGGUAUGUCUAUGUUUUGAGCACCUUUUACUGGUUAUUUAGAGUAUACACAUAAUAUAUAAUGAAAUUAUUAGUAUAGUAACUACAUUGCUUUACUUUUCCUGUAAAGAACCUGAGUUACAGCCUGUAUAUAGCUUUGCAUUCACAAUUUUGCUCAAUGUUGUUGAAGGUCAACAGGCAUUAAAAAGGUAUUCUGGUUGGAACAAUUUAUCUCCUUUCCACUGGAUAGGAGAUAACUGUUAAUGUUGUAGCCCGACUACUGGGACCCCCACUGAUCCAUAAGAAAUGGGAGACCAGUGUACCCAGUCUUGAAUGGAUCGCUGUUUGAGGAGGCGCAGGACUGCUUUUUUCAAAGUUUAUGGGACAGAUGGAGAUAGCCAAGCACUGUGCUUGGCUAUCUCCAUCAGUCCCAUAGACUUUUAAAUGAGCAGGUCUUCACAUGUUGGCCCAGCUCUAGAUUUAGACACAGGGUACAUGCGUCUCCUGUUCUUGUGUUGGGUGUUCCAGCAGUUGGACAGUUAACUCUUUGUAUCCCUAUGAAUAAAGUAUAACUCCCAAGGAAAGCUAAGAACCAUAUUGCUAAUGGCACAUUAUGGAAUGUGGGCAGCUCUGUCCGUAGGGAAUAGCCUUUUCUAACCGGAAUACCCAUUUAACAACCGAAUACAAUUGUCACAUCAAUGAAUGCUUUGAGAUUUGAUCUCUGAAGCCUAUAGAUCUGUGAUUGGAGCUCUGGACUACAAUGCUAGCUGUAACUAAGGAUCAAGAAGGAAAAAUAAAGCACUGUAUGUACACAUUCUACUUUUCUUUUAAAUAAUUUCUGUAUGUAAGCUAUGAAAAAAGUCCAAGGAUACCAGGGACAGCCAUUUCUGUAGGCUUGUUCAUAUAGCCAUGGAUGUCAGGCAGUCUUAGAAAUGGAUAUUCAAGCAUCCAAAAAUAGAAUAAAACUUGACAUAUUUACAUAUAGUUAUAAUAACAUGGUUAAAAAAAAAAAAACCUCGCCUUAGGGUGCAUUCAAAAGAAACCUUAAAAAAAAGCUGGUU